Messenger RNA from Nothoprocta perdicaria, 897 nucleotides. It is a transcript of the gene NUDT6, whose product is annotated as nudix hydrolase 6. NCBI's taxonomy places the organism in Eukaryota, Metazoa, Chordata, Aves, Tinamiformes, Tinamidae. The record is from RefSeq and is a predicted model, not a curated record. The transcript has 4 exons. Bases 1 to 741 code for a protein of 246 amino acids. Gene Ontology annotation, molecular function: NAD binding; NADH pyrophosphatase activity; ADP-ribose diphosphatase activity.
AUGGCGCCGGCAGCUCCCCGUCGCUCUCUUGCAGGUGCGGUUAGGCGCUGGCGGGAGCAGGGCCGGGUGGCCGUGUGGCUGCACGUGCCCAUCCUGCAGAGCAGGCUCGUGGCCGCGGCUGCCGCGCAGGGCUUUGCCCUGCACCACGCCGAGGCGGACGGCUGCACGCUGGCGCUGUGGCUGGGAGAGGGGCCCAGCAGGCUGCCCCCGUACGCCACGCACCAAGUGGGAGUCGCAGGUGCUGUUUUAGAUGAAAGCACUGGAAAGGUGUUGGUCGUACAAGACAGAAAUAGGACUGUAAACGCAUGGAAGUUUCCAGGAGGCCUCUCUAAUCCAGGCGAARACAUUGGAGACACAGCAGUUCGAGAGGUUUUUGAAGAGACCGGCAUCAGGUCCGAGUUCAAGUCCAUCCUAAGCGUGCGGCAGCAACACAGGCACCCCGGAGCCUUUGGCAAGUCCGAUAUGUACUUCAUCUGCCGCCUGGAGCCUUCCUCCUUCACCAUCAGCUUCUGCGAGCAGGAGUGCCUGAGCUGCGUGUGGAUGGACCUCGCUGAGCUGGCCAGGACCAAAGACGCUACUCCCAUCACCAGCAGUGUGGCCAAGCUCCUGCUUUACGGGCACCGGGAAGGGUUUGAGAAGAUCGAUAUGACCAUGAGGGAGCUGCCGGCUGCUCACACAGGCCUGUUCUACAAGCUGUACCACAGGGAGCUGCCCGAGUCCUAUAGAAAUAUUACAGGCUAGGAACUAAUUUCACAUUUCAUUAAAUUAAUUAUUUAGAAUGUUUCAUGUCAAGUUAUUUGGAGCAUGUUAAAGUUACUCAUGGACUGCUUUUAGGAUGGAAGUCAAUAUUCUAUUUUUGAAUAAGCAACAGAUAAAUUAUUUUAAAUGGUAAAUAAG